Molecule: messenger RNA, 2323 nt
Organism: Erythranthe guttata (spotted monkey flower)
Lineage: Eukaryota; Viridiplantae; Streptophyta; Magnoliopsida; Lamiales; Phrymaceae
Product: sulfhydryl oxidase 2
Biological process (GO): protein folding
Cellular component (GO): Golgi membrane
Molecular function (GO): protein disulfide isomerase activity; flavin-dependent sulfhydryl oxidase activity
Source: RefSeq, a predicted model, not a curated record
UUUCAACUCAAUUGGCACGUUUCCCUUCACCAUCGCCCAAAACGGCGAUCACCAAUUGAUAAAACGGCGCCGUUACUCCCUCCCCCUCACAAAACCUCUGCAACAUAUAUACUUACAGAUUUUUGUAUCUAUUUAAAUCAGCAUUACUUCCAUGUCUUCUGUAACCUUCAUCACAUGGUUAAUCGUUUCGCUGUUUUUCUAUAGCAACGAAGUUGCGUCGUCUUCGCCUGCGAUUUCAGUUUCAGCUCCGAUUAGGGUUGGAUCUCGUUCAAUUCUGCGAUCAAUCGACAAAAAUAAAGAGGAAAAGGAAGAUUACGCUGUUGAAUUGAACGCCACGAAUUUUGAUUCUGUGCUUAAGGAAACCCCCGCUGCUCAUGCCGUUGUUGAAUUCUUUGCCCACUGGUGUCCUGCUUGCAGAAAUUACAAGCCACAAUAUGAGAAGAUUGCAAAGAUUUUCAAUGGAGCAGACGCUGUCCAUCCUGGGAUGAUAUUGUUGACCAGAGUAGAUUGUGCCUUGAAGAUAAAUACUAAUCUUUGUGAUAAGUUCUCUGUCGGGCACUACCCUACUCUUCUGUGGGGCCCACCUUCUAAGUUUGUGUCUGGGAGUUGGGACCCAAAGCAAGAAAAGAGUGAAAUACGUUCUAUCGAGGAUGCACGAACAGCAGAUCUCUUACUAAAUUGGAUUAAUAAGCAAAUGAACAGCUCAUAUCGCUUGGAAGACCGGAAAUAUGAGAAUGAUCUUCAGAAAAAUGCUUCAGAUAUUGGACAGAUUGCACGUGCUGUUUACGACAUUGAGGAGGCCACAUCCACUGCUUUUGGCAUCAUCUUAGACCACAAGAUGAUUAAAUCAGAGACUAAAGCAUCACUUGUAAAAUUCUUUCAACUUUUGGUGGUCCAUCAUCCAUCUAGAAGAUGCCGGAAGGGAACUGCAGAACUACUAGUCGAUUUUGACAAUCUUUUAGCCAACAAGGAGAUUGACAGUGGCGAGAGAGGAGAAAUCAGGAAUUAUCAAAUUUGUGGAAAAGAUGUUCCUCGUGGAUACUGGAUGUUUUGUCGGGGAAGCAAGAAUGAGACAAGAGGUUUUAGUUGUGGUCUGUGGGUUUUAUUGCACUCACUCUCUGUAAGAGUUGACGACGGAGAAAGCCAGCUGGCAUUCACAACAAUUUGCGAUUUCAUUCAUAAUUUCUUCAUAUGCGAGGAGUGCCGCCAGCAUUUUUACACCAUGUGCUCAAGCGUUUCAACCCCUUUCAACAAAUCCCGUGACUUUGUCCUCUGGCUAUGGCAAGCACACAACAAAGUCAACGAGAGGCUAAUGAAGGUAGAGGCAUCCCUCGAAACCGACGACCCUCAGUUCCCCAAAAUCACGUGGCCCCCACAACAGCUCUGCCCUUCUUGCUAUGGAACUGUGAGAGUCGACGAGAGCCGUCCGAUCGAAUGGGAUCUUGAUGAGGUCCACAAGUUCCUGAUCAACUAUUACGGGAAGGCGCUCGUAAACCUAAACAAGGAUAAGGAACUUACAGUGGAGAGGCUCGUAAACCUAAGUGAUGAUGCGGCAUCUUCAGCGUCGGUGAACGCACUUGUGGUCCCCGUUGGAGCUGCGCUGGCAAUAGCUGUUGCCAGCUGUGCAUUCGGAGCGCUGGCUUGCUACUGGCGGCAGCAUCAGAAGAGCCGGAAGUAUAAACACCAUCUACACUCUUUUAAGAAUAUAUGACUAAUACUAUUAUUAUUUAUAUAGAGUAAUAGCUUCUUCUCAUUAGGUAUUAAGAGAUGAUAAAUCUAUAGAAAAAAAAAAACCGGAAAAAUUAGAAGAUGGAGAUGUGAUAAUUAAAGGGAGUUGUCAUUUUGAUUAAUCUACACAAAUGUUUUCAGGCCGAGGAGAAGCUGGAACUGAUAUUUAAGCUCUCGGUCGGUCUAUACAACAACAGUGAAUAAAAAAGUUUAUACACAUGUGGCUUCUCACUUUCUCAGGCCUUCCUUCUUCUAUCAGAACCAGAUGAAUGAAGGCCUUCUUCCAUCAAGACUGUUUUUUUAUACCUUUUUUUUUUUUCUUUUUUUUCUUUCUCAGGGUUUGCUUCCUAACUGGAAGUGUACAGAUUUUGCAUUUGAAUUGUGAAAUUGAAAGAUUUUUGUAUUAUUUAAUUUAGAUUUUCUUUUUACCUUCAGCCCUUGUAAUUUGAUGUAUUACUUAUUUUACAUGGUGAAAUCUGAAAUCUUGCAGAUGACCUGUUUUAACUAUAGACAGUGUGUCUGUAGGGAUUCAUUUGGAAUUGUGGAUUAGCUAUUAUAUAUUACUGGCAUGAAAAAUUCCUUCAUGUUUGGAUGA